AUGCUAGAGGAAAAAAUUUGGAAACUUGAAUCAUUUGAUAAACUUCUUGACCAUACCAUUGGAAGUCAGCUUACUUCCAAGCCUUCAUAUUUCUCUUCCGACAACAUAAACCAGCUCUAUGCGUCUAUUGAGGAAUUUGAUGGUGAUAUUGAUCGCCUGAUUGAUGACUGGGGGGUACUAUAUCCUUCGGUGAAAAGCCAAUUAGAGACAGCGGAUGAACUGAACUUGAUGAAUAGCUUUGCCGAUAUCUUACUUGAGAACGGAAAGCUUGAGUUGGCUACUUCAGUAGAUGAGGAUAUUCAAGAGAUAUUGGAGUCCGAUGCAGAAAACGAGUUGGACGAAUGGAAUCGCCAUCGUUUUUACUCGCUCAUAAAUGGAAGAUGGAGUGGCCAAGCAAACUCGGCGACGAUAACCAACUCUAGCGGCUCACAACAGAGCCAAGCAGGCCUUUGGCAAACACAUCUUCAGAAUAAAACACACAAGUUCAUGUAUGGCAAAGACGAACAAUUCUUUGGCACAAACGGCACCGGGGGCCCAGCGUACGAGCCUGUCAAAAUCGCAGUCCUCGAUUCAGACAUUUCUCCCAAACAUCUAAAGCCAUUCAGAAUGCGAAUCAAAGCCAGAGAGAACUUUGCGGGCGGGCAACAGAAUGCUGCCGACGCUGAUCAUGGCACGACAGUUGCUCAGUUGGUGCUCAAAGCGUGUCCAACAGCACAUGUAUACGUUGCUCAAGUCACCAAGCUGAAUUCAUUUGGCGAAUCUGCCGUUGACGCUGAAGCCGCAGCAAAGGCAAUUGAAUACGCAGCUGAUCCGACAGGCUGGGGAGUUGAUAUCAUCACCAUGUCGUUCGGCUGGACGCACGUCAACAAGCGCAUUAGCGAGGCUCUUUCUUUUGCUAAACAGCAUGGAGUCCUCAUGUUUGCCUCGACGACAAAUUACGGAUUUGCCGAAACAAACAGCAUUCUCUACCCAGGUCGCGCGCAAGAAGUAAUCUGUGUAGACGCUGCAGAAGACACCGGGCAGUUGGCGGGCUUUGCCAUUGAGGAUAUCAUCCAAGGGCGCAUCGAGAGAUUCUCAGCCCCGGGCCUAGGUAUAAAGAGUGCUAUUUCAGGCGAAUCAAUGGAUGGAAGCUCCUUUGCGUGUCCCCUGGCUGCAGGAAUUGCGGCAUUAGCACUCGAGUUUGCCAGACAAAUCCCUUUAUGCGGUAGCAAGAGUGUGCAAGAAGCAGUUCAGCAGCGCGAGGGCAUGGUAAGAAUUUUGAGGGAAAUGUCAAAGCUAAACUCAUCGUCGUCAUCCAGGUUCCUUUGCCCGUGGGAGCUUUUGGGUGAUGAUGAUGGACUUUACGGAGGCGAUGGGCGGCCUGGCAGCGCAAGAUAUUUCGUUGCCUAUCGCUUUGUCCGUCUUCUAAGGCAGGAAUUUGGUUCAGAUAUUGGAAAGGAAAUAUUUCCUUAA
Molecule: messenger RNA, 1452 nt
Organism: Trichoderma atroviride IMI 206040
Lineage: Eukaryota; Fungi; Ascomycota; Sordariomycetes; Hypocreales; Hypocreaceae
Biological process (GO): proteolysis
Molecular function (GO): serine-type endopeptidase activity
Source: RefSeq, a predicted model, not a curated record